Emiliania huxleyi CCMP1516 is the source of this 1158-nucleotide messenger RNA. RefSeq lists its product as hypothetical. Lineage: Eukaryota; Haptophyta; Isochrysidales; Noelaerhabdaceae. The coding region runs from base 1 to 1158 and encodes 385 amino acids. Gene Ontology annotation, cellular component: cytoplasm. The record is from RefSeq and is a predicted model, not a curated record. Gene Ontology annotation, molecular function: ATP hydrolysis activity; ATP binding; ATP-dependent protein folding chaperone. The transcript is spliced from 10 exons. Gene Ontology annotation, biological process: cellular response to unfolded protein; protein refolding.
AUGAUUUUUUUCUCGCUGAUCUGCGUGCUUCUCGCCGCCUCGGUGCAGCACAUGCUGCCCUCGCCCCCUGUCACUGCGGUCGGCAUCGAUCUCGGCACAACCUUCUCGUGCAUCGCCACGUUCAACGAUGGGGAAGUCGAGGUGGUGGUCAACGCGGAGGGGUCAACGAUCACGCCCUCGGUCCUAUUCGUGCCAGAGGACGGCUCCGACCUCGUCGUCGGUGAGUAUGCACGCGCCGCCGCCGCAAGGCAGAACGGGACGCUCCUCUAUGAUGCCAAGCGGCUGAUUGGCAAGCGCUUUGAUGCGGAACGGCUGGCGGUGGAGGCGGCAGAGCUGCCCUUUGAGGUGGGGGCGCACAUCGUGAGGCGGCUGCGCGCGGCCGCUGAGCGGCGGGUGGGGGCGGAGGUGCGGCUGGCUGUGCUGGCAGUGCCGGUGGGGUUCGCGCGGCAGCAGAUCGAGGCGACGCGCGAGGCUGCGAUGCUCGCCGGCUUCGAGGUGAUGCGCACGAUUCACGAACCGACCGCGGCGGCCAUGGCGUACGGCCUGCACGAGGGCGGCGGUGCUGGCGGCUCCCUCACCGUCCUCGUCUACGACAUGGGCGGCGGCACGCUCGACGUCUCGCUCCUCCUGCUCACCAACGGCAUCUUCGAGGUUGUCGCAGCCGCCGGCGACAACCGACUGGGGGGACAGGACUUUUCGGCGGCGAUGCUCGACGAGCUCGUCGCGCGCGCCUCCACGGCAGCCGAGGUGGACGAGACCGCGGUGCGGGCCGACCGCGAGACGAUGCGGGCGAUGCGGGAGGAGGCGGAGAGAGUCAAGGCCGAUUGCGCCGGCGUCUUCUAUGACGGCGACAUCGGAGCGACCAUUUCGCUCGACCUGCCGCCACGGUUGGCCGCCGCCGCGCCACUCGCGCUCUCGCGCGCUGACUAUGAGGCGAUGCCGCGCGUCACCGAGCUAUUCGAGCGGUCGAUGGCUCCGGUCGCGCAGGUCUUGGCCCGCGCCGGGGUGGCGGCAGCGGAGGUGGGCAAGAUGAUGGAGCCCAAUUGCGCGGUAUCGCCGGAGGAGGCGGCCGCUAUCCUCACCGACCGAAAACGCAUCUCCGUCGGCGCAACCGAGGCGGCGCUGCACGGGCGCGUGGCGGGCGACGUCGAGCGGUAA